Molecule: messenger RNA, 438 nt
Organism: Cavia porcellus (domestic guinea pig)
Lineage: Eukaryota; Metazoa; Chordata; Mammalia; Rodentia; Caviidae
Product: zinc finger protein 124-like
Exons: 4
Coding region: 5-325 (106 amino acids)
Biological process (GO): regulation of DNA-templated transcription
Source: RefSeq, a predicted model, not a curated record
UGUCAUGGCGGUAACAGCGUAUCUUUUACACCACAGUGAGAGCAGAAUGCUUGCUGAACCGCGUUUUGUGGCUUCGAUUUCCUGUGGCCUGCUUAGGAAGGAAUCUGGGAGACCCUCGAGCCACAGAAUGGAGGCAGUGACGUUUGAGGAUGUGGCUCUGAACUUCAGCAGUGAGGAGUGGGCUCUCUUGAGUCUGUCCCAAAAGGAGCUCUACCGAGAGGUGAUGGAAGAGACCUUUAAGAACAUGGCUGCUAUAGGAAGAGCUGAAGACAACCAAGAAGUUGAAACAGAAUACAGAAAUUCCUGGAGACAUCUAAGAUGCUAAAAAGGAUGUGAAAGAAACAGACACACACAGUGAUGCUCAGAUCCAUGAAGGAAAUCACACUGGAGGGGAACCCUAUGUAUGUAAGCAGUGUGGGAAAGCUUUCAACACAGGCA